Molecule: messenger RNA, 1915 nt
Organism: Magallana angulata
Lineage: Eukaryota; Metazoa; Mollusca; Bivalvia; Ostreida; Ostreidae
Product: neural cell adhesion molecule 1-A-like
Exons: 8
Coding region: 95-1288 (397 amino acids)
Source: RefSeq, a predicted model, not a curated record
GAUUUUAUCACGUGAUAUAAAUUUGCAAUACAUCUAUAAAAACACCAGAGGAGUUGACACGAUCAGAAACAGAUUGUAAAACGAUCGAGACAAAAUGCUUGGUAAAAGACUUCAGUACUUUGUCUGCUUUAUUGGAGUCGCUCUCAGUUUGUUUUACGAGAUUGAAUGCCGGCCGACUGAGUCAAUUGAUACUGAGAUGAUUUUCGCAAGGUGCGGAGAUAAACAAACAUUGCAAUGCCUUACAGAGGAUGGCCAGAAGGGAUGCAUCAUGAAGAAUGGGAUUGUUGAAUCUAAUACUGGCAAGCUGGUGUUAGAAUCCGUCACCAAGAAUGACGAAGAUCCUGUAACAGUUAUUGGAGAAUCCGGAUCGAACUUGGCAUAUCCCCUGGAAUGUGAACGACCCACAGGUUUCAAUAUCUUAUGGUUGAAGGACCUAACACCGAUUGCAAAUAGCACAGCUUUUUUCAAUAAAGAUGAUAGAUAUUCUUUUAAGAAUCGGUAUUUAAGGGACAGCCAUUUGAUGAUAAAUUCUUUGAAGAAGACUGAUGAGGGACGUUACAAAUGUGAGCUGUUAAACGGUUCGGUUAUAAGUGACUAUAUGCUAAAACUCAAAGAAGAAGCAGCAAUCCCUGUUUCCAGUGAACCCAGAGUGAGCGUUUGGGAGUACCACGAGGUUCGUCUGUGGUGCAAUGCAACAGGGGUUCCAGAGCCCAAAGUCACGUGGUACGUGUUGGAAACCACAAAUCAACAAACUGAGGCUUUGAGAGACAUCGGAAUUCAGGGCAGAAUGCUUGGGAUAAAAAACGUGUCAAGGGACUGUGCUACAAAAUUCCAAUGCAACGCUUCCAACAACUACAACGAAAAGAAGGACCCAGUUUCAAAAGUCAUCCUUCUUGACGUGAAAUUUGUUCCGGAUGUAAAUAUAAAAGUGAAAAUCAACAACGGGAGUUUCAGCGUUGAAACCUCUAUACUUUCCGACAGAAAGGACUCAAUAGAAUUAGUGUGCGAUGUGUUUGCGAAUCCCUUGACAAAGAUUACAUGGUACCGAAAUAAAGUCAAGAUAGGACACUAUACAGUCGGAGAAGAUGGCCCCGAAAAAAAUGCUCAAGACCGAGAUAAUAAUGUAUAUACUAUCUCUAAUAUUCAGACAACUCCUACGGAACCAAGGUUUUGGGCUUUUCCAUUAAGAUUUCAGAUGGAUGGAGUGUUCAUGUUUGCUAAAUACCAGUGUGAAGUCGACACCGGAAAGAAGAAUUUUGUCAAAUACAUAGAGAUAAAGCAGAAAUAGAUCUAUACCUCUGUAUGCAGAUUUCAUAUAUUUAAACGUUUAAUGUGAAGUGAGCUUUUAGGGAAAUCUAUCAUCUUUCAGAAAAUAUAACAAUCUGUUAUUGGGUCAUUCGUGUACCUAAAACGUGUAUUUCUAAGUCUACAAUAUGUAUUAAGGUCAAGAUCUAGUAAAUGAAAGGUACCUACAGGUUUAUAAGAUUUAAGAUAUAAAUUCUUAAUAUGAUGCUUCUUAACAAUAGCUUUAUUUGAUAAUUUUUGGUAAGCACAAUGAAAAAUCAUAUUUUAAACUGUCAUUUUCAAUGAAAUAUGAAGUCCAAUGCGUCCAGUCGCUUUAAAGUAAUCAAUCGACUGUGAACUUAAAUUGUUUAGAGCGAUUGGAGGCAUUGUCAACACCUUCUUUAAGAAUGUGAACUAAAACAGUUUAUAAUGUAGUUAUUCUUUUUUCAUAGUUUCUUUAGUAGUUUUAGUAGUAGCGCUAGAUUUUGUUUUCUUUGUUUUACCAACGUGAUUUAUUUUUUUUUUGUCCUGAAGAAGGGACUGGUUGUCCCGAAAAUUUGACAAUAUCUAUUGUUCGUGUCGUUUGCUAUUUUAAGUGCUUUAUAUAAUUAUAAUUAAAUCUUCAACUUGU